AUGAAGAAGGAGUCAUCCUCAGAACCUGAAGUUCCAGCAGCUGAUCGUGUCAAUGGCGUACAACUCCCAGCCAAACGGAAAGGUAUAUUUGCAAAGAUGUUGGUGAAUGGAGAAGAAGUAACCUUCCAACUAGAUUCUGGCGCGUCUGUGAACAUAAUACCGAGAAAUUUCAUGCCCGAUACCAAAUUGGACCCUACACAAACAAGAUUGGUUAUGUGGAACGGUGCAAACGGAAAUCACCUAUUGAAGCCGUACAAAGAAAUGGAUAUUUCUGAGGAACCUCUCUUGGAGAAAGUACAAACGAUCUCCAAAUUCUUGCACCUGGAACAACUACCGACUGCUGCAAAACCACUACACCAGUUUGGUAUACCUGGGGAAACAUUCAAAAAGCUAAUGAAGAAUAACAAGUCACCGUUGAUGAGCUACCCCGGUGAGGACAAGAGUUAA
This is a messenger RNA of Echinostoma caproni, 447 nucleotides long. The record is from the annotation of a GenBank genome assembly. NCBI's taxonomy places the organism in Eukaryota, Metazoa, Platyhelminthes, Trematoda, Plagiorchiida, Echinostomatidae.